Molecule: messenger RNA, 1703 nt
Organism: Epinephelus moara (kelp grouper)
Lineage: Eukaryota; Metazoa; Chordata; Actinopteri; Perciformes; Serranidae
Gene: nfe2
Product: nuclear factor, erythroid 2
Exons: 4
Coding region: 197-1666 (489 amino acids)
Biological process (GO): regulation of transcription by RNA polymerase II
Cellular component (GO): nucleus
Molecular function (GO): DNA-binding transcription factor activity, RNA polymerase II-specific; RNA polymerase II cis-regulatory region sequence-specific DNA binding
Source: RefSeq, a predicted model, not a curated record
UAGAGCAAGAGGCCUGGAGUCAGCAACACCACAACAUCUGUGAGAAAAGAACAGAAUCUGCUUUUACUCAUUUUUUUUCUUCUCACCACCAGGAUUGUGCUUCGCAUUUGAAGUUUCUUUUUUUUUUACUCAUCACCUGUUGGAGAAGCAGACCAUGUUGCUCAGGUUGGUAUGUUGCAGCUAGAGCCUGUUCUGAAUGUGUUCAACAGCCAACUAUGUUCUCCCUCUGAGGAGAACCUGCGAGGUAUUAGGCACUCCAGGCAGGCUGUGCGGGGGAGUGUCCAUGUCAGCUAAUUUCCCUGGAGCCAGGUCUCAUGGAGCUGCCCAGGACACAGAGAUGGAUGUAGCUUGGCAGGAGCUGAUGGCCAUCACAGAACUGCAGGAGUUUGAAGUCCCCAAUGAAGGCUCCUAUGAAACAACACAAUACCAAACUAUGGAGCCCAUGGUCCCCAUGGGAGGAUAUGGGAUGGCUCAGUCCCAUUCGGAGCCUCCUCCUGCUCCCUGUGAGCUCAGCACUGCGGACACUUAUGAUGGAUGUUACUCUGAAGAGGUGCCUGCGUGUCAUGGUCUGAACAACACAGAGACGAUGUACGCACCCUCUGAAUCUCAACUCAAUCAAAGAAUGCUCCCCAUCUCUUCUCACGCGCAGCCCUCGCACAUGGCUCUGAGGGAACAUAUGAACAUGUCCAGUACUUCCCAAGGGCACAGGAGGGCCAACGCUUGUCUCUCUCAGGAUCUACGUCGGCACAUGCUGUGGACUACACAUGGACAAAGUUCACACGCACGCCCAGCUGAAGAUCUAGAGUCUGACUCAGGUCUCUCUCUGGGGUCCAGUCCACCUUUGGCCUCCCCAGACAAUCCUGUCGGUGGUGCACCAGGUUACCAGGGUGUAGACAUGGGCAUAACAUACAGUGAUGGUGAACCAGACAGCAUGGCAGAGCAAGCCAGAAGAGCACAUGUCCGUUACUCAAUGGACUACCAGGGUCAGUCUCACUCAUAUCUACACUCAGGUGCACAUCCGUCUUUUUAUUCACCCCCUAAUUCAUCUCAGCCUUUAUCUAAUGCUCUGACUCCUCGGUCUGUGAAACAGCAGGGCCAGGCCUCUGCUCUAGGCGACCUGUACAUAGACUCUGGAGUGUCCAGCAGAGGGAGCUCACAACAUAACAUGUACACAAAACCACAAGGAAGCAUCUCCACUCCGGCUCCGCUGAGCAGAGACGAGCGGCGCGCCAUGGCUUUGAAGAUCCCUUUCCCCAUGGAGAAGAUUAUCAAUCUACCUGUGGAUGACUUCAACGAGCUCCUGACGCAGUAUAGCCUGACAGAUAGUCAACUUGCACUGGUCAGGGACAUUAGACGGAGAGGGAAGAACAAGGUGGCAGCUCAGAACUGCAGGAAAAGGAAGCUUGAGAGCAUAAUUCACCUUGAGAGAGAACUGAACCAGCUGCAGGCCCAAAGAGAGCACCUGACGCAGGAAAGGCUCGAGUUUCAGCGCAGCUUGUCUUAUAUUAAAUGUCGCCUUACAGACCUUUACUCAGAAGUGUUUACUCACUUGAGAGAUGAAGAUGGACAACCAUACUCGAUAGAUGAAUACGGCCUACAACAAACACCUGAUGGUAAAAUUUAUUUGGUACCUCACACAACUAUGCAAAAGAGAGAGCACUGCUGAAUAGAUACUCAAUAUUUAAUACCCUUACAGAAGGUGU